Molecule: messenger RNA, 1492 nt
Organism: Micropterus salmoides (largemouth bass)
Lineage: Eukaryota; Metazoa; Chordata; Actinopteri; Centrarchiformes; Centrarchidae
Gene: sult2st3
Product: sulfotransferase family 2, cytosolic sulfotransferase 3
Exons: 6
Coding region: 77-943 (288 amino acids)
Biological process (GO): sulfation
Cellular component (GO): cytoplasm
Molecular function (GO): sulfotransferase activity
Source: RefSeq, a predicted model, not a curated record
CAUGUUUUAAUGCAGCACCAGUACUGCCACCUUUAUCAGUGAUUUACAAACACUUUGCUUUAACCAUCGCAACAUAAUGUCUUCUAAAGAGAUGUAUCUGCUGCAUCAUGGACUAAAGCUACCCAAAGAGACUCACGACUUAGAGAGCUUGAAGUUUGCGCAGGAAUUCACGUUUAAAGACGAGGACGUCGUGGCUGUAACUUACCCGAAGUCAGGUACAAUCUGGAUGCAGGAGAUUCUCCCACUGGUGCUGAAUGGGGGGGAUCUGACUCUGAUCCAUACCGUUCCCAACUGGGACAGGGCCCCCUGGCUGGAGGAGAAAAGAUUAGCAGAGGUUGUUGAUCAGUUGAAAUCUCCACGGGCACUGGUCUCACAUUUUCCUUACCACCUCAUGCCACCCUCCUUCCACACAUCCAAAGCCAAGGUGAUCUAUGUUAUGAGGAACCCUAAGGACAUCAUAGUGUCUUCAUACUACUUCCACCAGAUGGCCGGAUUCCUCGAGGAUCCAGGAACCUUUGAUGAGUUCAUGGACAAAUUCCUGGAGGGCAGAGUGCUGUUUGGAAAAUGGACCGACCAUGUGAAGAGCUGGAGACACACAGAGCUGGGAGACAGAAUAAUGUACAUCACAUAUGAAGAAAUGUGUCAGGACCUUCCAGCAGCUCUCAGGCGUAUUUCAGAGUUCCUUGGCCGUCAUCUGAGUGAAGAAUCCAUUCAGAAGAUAGCAGAGCAUUGCUCCUUCAAGAACAUGAAAGCCAACAACAUGUCCAACUUCAGCCUGGUCCCUAAGAAAUACAUGGACCCUGACAAAUCUCCAUUCUUCAGGAAAGGUGUUGUGGGAGACUGGAAAAACCAUUUCAGCUCAGAGAGUCUGGCUAAAUUUACAUCGGUCCUUCGCAAAGAGCUGGGCAGUGAGAGCGUUUCUCUGCCUUGGAGCCUAGACUGACCAACACCGGAACAAAGACAGAGAGGGAAAGAGCUGUAGAAGUCAAAUCAAGGCCCAGACAUAUCAAGCAUUUCAAAAAUUGGUGCUAAUGUUUUGGUUUAAUAUUAGGCAAAUGACUAAUUGACUUACAUUUUUUAUAUAACAAACAACUUUUUUAAAGUUAUUGAUUGUAUUAAUAUUUUGUCACUUGAUCUGUCCAGGAGGUAGACAGCAUCUAUAAAAGUUCAUCCUCUGCAGAAAACACAUUCUGUUAAACUGCCAACAAGGAAAUGUUGCUACAACACCGAUCAUUUGGAUCCUUCACAACUGUAAUUGAGCUUAUUGCAGCUUUAUACUCCAGUACCAGAAAACAUUUUGUAGUUGUUCUGCUACUAAACGUGAUAAAUGUCUGUUAAGGCAUAAAAGCAGUGCAGUCCAUUUACAAUAUAAGUGUAUGGGAGGGACCAAACUACUUCCUCACAAAUCAAGUGACAAUUCGCAAUACAAACAUGGAGGAAAAACAACCCCUGAUGUCAUAUAAAACAGUGUGAUUACCUAAUUUCACAAUUA